UGUGUGAUUAUGCUCUAUUUUAUAUAAAUAAUUUGAGAAAGCGAACACGGACCAGAAUGAUUUUUACUAGUAUGUACAAGUUCUUAGUCAAAAAAUCUGUAACUGAGCUGACCUUUUUCUUUUUGGAUCCAAUAUUGUGCUAGCUCUUAAUAGUUAACUUUAGAUGGCAGCUCUAGGGGGAUUUGAUUUAAGCUAAAUAUUUGCCAAGGAAAGAACUUUGAAUGCCAGCUGGAAAUGGCCCCUCCCCUUUCCCAGAUGGCCUAUCAUAGAUAACACAUUCUGUGUGUGUGUGUGUGGUGGAAAUAGUACCCUGUGUAUAUGUUCUUGCAUUAGGCAAGCAGUGAUAAGCAAGAAGAGAAGUCCUUUGUAAAGAAGUAAACUUGUGGGAAGACUGAAAGUCACGAUCCAGACAUAUGGCAACUGCAGGAAAGGUAAGGAAGACUGUUUUUAUGGCUCAGUCUAUCUAAAUCUAUCUAAACACAACAUGCUAAUGUUUGCAUUUGCACAGAUGCUACAUUGCUUUGAAGAGGAAAGAGCUAAGUGUUGCUACAUCCCCAUUGCGAAAGCAGAGACACCUCCUCUGAUUUUCAUUUUUGCAAAUUCACUUCGCAGCUGCAAAGACCAAGCUGGAAAAACUUAUCUCCUACUUGUAGAUUCCAAACAUGAGCCUGCUUGAUACACGCGGAGGAGACAAAGAGCAGGAUGUUAUAUUUUCCCGACAAUGCUAAAAAGCUGGCAUUGUAUUGUGUAGGCGUUAAAUAAUAAAGGAAGAAGUUCUGGAUUUAAAGGUUGUCUCAACCACAACUGGCAGGCUCAUGUUUGGAAUCUAAAAGCUUUACCCAAGUUACUAUUUUUAAAUAAUCCAUUACAUAUAUAGAGAUAAAAUAUUUUUACAAACCUUACCAACUUAUUUUGAUAAGAAACCUGUCAUUUGUAUAAUGAUGCAUGUAUAUAAUUACAGUGUUCCCAGCAGCAUAUGUUGUUUGACAUUGUCUUGCAUCUAAUUGCAUCAGUGCAUAAGAAGACUCCGUUUUUCAAUUAUGCAAAUAUUCUUGGCCUUUUGCCUCAGAAAGCAUACUCUCUAGUUUGAUUUACAAGUCAGUAUUUUUAUCUCCCAUCUGCGGUGGAAAUUAAACUCUGUAAAGUGUGAUGCAAAAGCUUAGAGUUGUACUAUGCCAUAGGUCAUAAUCUGACUCAGGUGCCCUGUUAAAAGAAUUUCAAGCAGGAGAGUAGGAAGGAGCAGAGUCAGCCAGAUGUGAUACCUGCUGGCAGUAUCAUAACAAGAAAGAUUGCCAUACAACUCAGUACAGUGGUACCUCGGGUUAAGAACUUAAUUUGUUCUGGAGGUCCGUUCUUAACCUGAAACUGUUCUUAACCUGAGGUACCACUUUAGCUAAUGGGGCCUCCCGCUGCUGCUGCCGCUGCGCCACCAGAGCACGAUUUCUGUUCUCAUCCUGAAGCAAAGUUAUUAAUCCGUGGUACUAUUUCUGGGUUAGCGGAGUCUGUAACCUGAAGCGUCUGUAACCUGAAGUGUCUGUAACCCGAGGUACCACUGUAUAAGGGAGCUCCUUAAAUAUCUCCAUUCUGAGCUUUGUGACAUUCCUGAUUCUAAACGGAUGAAGUGUUUUAUGCACGUUCAUGUGUCCUGGAGAUAUAAGUGUGCACCAUUUCAAAGAAACACAAUGUUCUUCAUAUUAAAGGGAGAAGUAAGACAUGAACCUUUGGACAGCUUUGCAUGUUACAACAAAUAUGUCAACAUGAAGUGCAGGUGUUGCAUCCCCCUCAUGGCCCUUCUAGCGCAAUGUAAGGGGGAAACAAUUUGCAGGAGUGAGAUAUGACAACUGGUUUUGUAUUUGGAGCUGAUGUCUCUCACCCUUGCAAACUUUAAGACAUUAUACCAGAAACACAUUUAUCUUUACUGAUCCCUCUCUCUUUGUGUGUGUGUGUGUGUGUGUGUGUGUGUGUGUGUGUGUACACUGUAUAUCUAUAGCUAUAUCUAUAGCUAUAGCUAUAGCUAGAAAUUCAGUUCUCCACAUUUAUGUAGCAAUUUGUGAUUACAAAAAAAAUCCUCAUGAUAAUUUGUCAGUGUUUCAGUGCAAUUUUUUCCUAAUAAACACAUCUAUGUAUGCAGAUUUGACUAAUCUUUUUGCAAACAAUUUGCCCAAAUAUAGUGAACUAUUUUUUACACACACACACAAACAUACACAUCUAUGAAUGACUUUUUAUGCACAUUCCCUCCUAAUAGUUGCAUUUUUGUACACCUUUUCUCGAUUGGAAAACAGCACUGCAAAAUGAAAAAAAAAAGCACAAAAUUCAAACAGCUGUGUUUUGGUUAAAUGAGUCCUAAUUAGGAAACAGGAUCAAAUUCCUUCCCCAUCCCUGGAUGUUGCAGGGAACAGUUUCUCCAGCCUAGGCUUCUCCCCUACACACCUGUUUUGAAGGUGCCAGGAAUGUUUUGUACAGAGGAGGGGUCAAGCAAGCCUCUACCUGCAACCUGUGAAGGGAUACUACCUGGAAACAGGACUACAAAUCUCACCUGAGGUGUUGCAGGUUCAACAUUGGGAAUAAUCCCCACGUUUACCCAUACAUGGCAGAAACUAUUCUUCAUUUAAUGGGGAUUAAAUGAUGCAACUUAUGUACUAUUAAAAAGCCUUAUAAAGUGCCUUAUAAACGAAAGAACUGGGUGUGGACCUUGACUCUUCUGGUAUAUUAACUGCAUACCACAAUAAUUAUGUAACUGAAUGCUGGAGGCAGAGAUUCAGAAAAGGCUGCUGUUAGUGGUAAACAGCUCAGAAGAGCUGUAUUUCGAGGAGAGACUUUUAUAAUAGCUUGUGGUGCAACAGUCAUGCAAGAAUCCACAGCUUAUCAUGAACUACACAGAGUUUUAUGCAGGGUGGAUAAAAAUCAAUGAUUUUUUUUCAAAAAGUCUUACUUACUUACUUUUUUUCAAGUCUUACUGACUAGUGAUUUAAAUCAAAUCCACCCUGGUUUUAUGUAUGUGGGAUUCUUGACAGUGCAGUCUCCUGUAAUACCCAAAUUCCCAUUUUUUGUGUUUCUUUAAUAUGAAUGAAGCCUAAGGGCAUGAAACAGAAGGCUCAAAACUGGUGAGGGGAACAGAUACACAGCAAAGGACUUCCGGGCAUGAGCAUAGCCAAGGGGGGUCAGGGGGCAGGUCCCCCCCCCAUGAAGUAAAUCAAUAAAAAUACCUAACUAACUGAGGGUCUGCCCCCCGUAACAUGAAGCCUGUCAGGAGCUUGUCCUACACUCGAGUAGGAUCCUGGCAGAGACACAUGCCCAACUGGCAUGUUCUCUCCCUCCUGGUUGAAUGUUCGGGAACUUCAAAAGCUUUCUUCAGCCCAAAAAUCACAGUGACCGAUGCCAACAGACCUUGGCACACUUAGGGAUCUGCAAAGUCUUUGCAGUUCGCAUGACAGACCUUAGCAUUUUGGCUAAUCUACUUUAUUUACAUAUAAACACACAUGGAGCACUGCAACAUGGUUCCCUCUCUCUCUAGCAUCAGACAGCAAAGAGAGAGAGAAUGAAGGACAAUAGUCCCAUUUCACGGAACACAGUAACACAAACAUCCUGUCUCCAUCACUUCCCACUCUGUGGAGUCAAAACAUACCACAUCAUGUGAAAAACAACAAUUCCAUGACUGUAAUCACGGAGCAGGAAUUCUAACAAAGCCUGCCCUCCCCAACAUAAAUCCUGGCUAUGCCCAUGCUUCAGGGUUGUUGUAUCAAACUAAUUCGUGCCUAUAUCCCACUGUGGAACACUUCAUGUGAUGUCCUAGGAAUCUGAUUCAGAGGCUGAACCGGAAGAAUCCCAGCCUGCACAGGAGUCCCCGUCUCCAGGGCCGGCUGAACUGGGGCAGGGCCUUGAUUCUGAAGCGCCUGCACCUGUGCCAGAUCCUCAGGAGCAGGCACCAGGUGAAUCCACUCUGGCUCCGGAGGUGGUUGAGGACUCAGUGCCUACAGGUGAGUCUCCCCCUGGGUCCAGUAACCCUUCAGCCUCUCCUGAACUGCAGAGGCUCAGGGCAGAGAGGCGGAGGGAACUGGUUUCUCCCAGGAGGAGUGCUCGCCUUAAGGCCAGGAGAGGCGGGUCUCCUGGGGGCCGGGACCGCCCCUGGCCUCAGAGAAGAUAAAGGCCAGUCAGCCCGGUCCUAGGUUGCGGGAGCAACGUCGUUGAAGAGCUGUUUCAGCCAGCACCCAGUCCAGUUCCCCCAGAGUUCCUGUCCUUGCCCGGCUCCUCGCUGUGGAUACCGCUUUAUAGCGGGAAGGUAAACGGCGUUUCCGUGUGCUGCCCUGGUGCCGGUUCGCCGGAGGAGCUUCGUCACGCUGGCCACGUGACCCAGAAGUGUCUGCGGACAGCGCUGGCUCCCGGCCUCUAGAGUGAGAUGAGCGCACAACCCUAGAGUCUGUCAAGACUGGCCCGUACGGGCAGGGGUACCUUUACCUUUACCUUUACCUUUACCUAAGCUCACCAUGAACUUCUGCCUUGUUCUCUUAAGAGUGGCAAUGGCGCCAUGUUGUUGUUUUUGAAGCCCACAACAGAUACAUAAAUUAUGUUAAAUAGCCAACAGUGACUCAAAUAAUGUAGUAUAUGGCAAACUGCACCAAAACGGAAACGGUGACAAAGACAAGCGCUUCUCUUGUACACAUUUCUGGGUGUACAACCUAGUUCACAGAAAGGCUGCAGUCCUAAACAUACUUACUAGGAAGUAAGUCCCAUUGAACACAAUGGGACUUACUUUGAGCAAACACAUGUAAGAUUGAGGCACAAAAGUUUUGUGUGGAAAUUGCAGAGGGUAUCUGGCAUGUAUCUCUGCUUUUUCAUUUUUGAUGGUUGUAACACACUUGGCACCUGCUAGUGUAGUGCAGGUAAUAAAAAUUGUUGUUGUUGUUGUUACUAUUAUCUGAGCAUCUUCUAUAUCUGUUUAUUUUGAGUGGCUAUUUUGAGGUGAAGGGCACAGACUGGAUUGUAUGAAGACAGAAUUGCUAUAUUCAAGUGGAUGGGUUGAAGAGUGGUAACUAAGAACAUAAGACAAGCCUGCUGGAUUAUGCCAGUGGCCCUGCUCUCUCGCUGGAAUAGAUGGACCAAUGGUAUAGCAUAGUCCAGACAACCCCUGUAUGAACCCCAAGCUGUUAGGGUGAGCCAGGCUGCAAACUGAGCAAAUACAUAAUGUCUUGUUGGAAGAGGGAGAGAUUAUUUUUGCCAGCAGUCUGAACUGAUAAUUUGGAGAGCAAUUUUGAAAUAAGGCCUUGGGGCCAAGGUUGCGCAAGUGGCAAACUCCAUGCUGACUAGAGCAACUCUAAGGUUGCAAUCUUAACUGAAUCAUUAUAAGGUACACUGUGAAAUUCAUCUCUGACCUGUUUUGAUUGGCUCCAUUUCCACAGGUGAUAAAAUGCAAAUGCAUAAUGUCUUGAGUUUCCUGUGACAUUAUUGUUCCUUACUUUCUCCUUUCUGUUUAGCUGGCCUUACACUCUGCAUAUCACUCCAAUUCCAUUUCUUAUUUCCCCUUUUCCUGUAGUUGCCAGCAGCAGUGGAAUACAGAUGUUUAGUUUGGAUUAACUUAUCCAAACAGAGCCAGAGAUUGGAGGUGGCCAGAAUUGGAUGCAAUUGUUAUACUGCAGGGGUUGAGUGCAGAGGGGACAGAGGUGGAGACCGAGGAAAUCACUCUUCUUGUUUUCUGAUGUGUUUGUUUUGUUAUCAUCUUUUAAAACAGCACACAGAAUGUAGGUGGGGGGAAAGUUGGCCAGACUGUGUCUCUCCUCCAAUCUCACAUUUGAACUCAGGAAAACUGUGAAUGUACCAUUACUUUUAAAAGGAACGAAAAACUGUCACACAGAUGCUAAAAAGAAGGGUAAAAUGGCAGCAAAACCUGCUGUUUGGCAAGUAAUAGCACAGGAUGAGGACAACUGAUCUCUGCUGGGGCUUAGAUUUUAAGUCCUCAGUGGCUUGGGACCUAAUAUCUGAGGGAAAGCCUCCUCCCAUAUUGUCCUGCCUUUGAAAUUCAUCUUUGAUCUUGUUUUCAUUAACUCCAUUUCCACAGGUGAUUAAAUGCAAAGCUGCAAUCAUCUGGGAAGUUGGCCAAAUGCCUUCUGUGGAGGAGGUGGAGGUUGCACCACCAAGAAGUCAUGAAAUUCGAGUGAAGGUAAAAUAUAUUAUUCCAAAAGGGAAGGUGCUUUCAUUCAUUGUUGUAGUGGCUGAGGAUCUUGUGCCUAAACUCUGAAAGCUUGGAUAGGGGAGUCUUGAGUGGUGGAGGAAUGGUUCUGGAAGACUUAUACUUAAAACUCAGAAGUUAUUCUUUCCUCACCAGUGUCUAUUGACAAGGCAGCUCCUGGCAGAACUGAAUGGACUCCAUGCAAAAGAAGAAAGAUCCUGCAAAAUUCUCAAUCAGAUUUGUGCAGAAUUUCAACAAUAGUUUUGGUGUGAUUGCAUUUGAAACUUACACAGCAAUAAGAAGCAAUGCAUAUCCAAAAGCUCCGAGCACGUUCAAACAAGAUUAACAGUGAAAGAUUCUCCCUGUUAUCUUUCAUACAAAGAUUAUCCAGUGAUAUGACUCCAGCCCCUGAAUCAUGCCACAGCUGCAGUCUGAAAUAAGUCAACCCAGGCACAAUUUUACCAUAUUGUAAUACCAUCUGAUGAUUUACCUGGUAUGCUUUGACCAUACCGGGACCUGCUUAGCUUCUUCAAAGUGGUAGCCUCAUGUGCCUUUAGAUCAUAUCCUCCGAAUAUGUAUUUCUGGCUAGUCCUUUGCAUCACAGUUAGUAAAAUAUGAACGAGAUCAAGUGGGUAACAUUCUUCCUGAAACUUCCCAUGUGAGCUGGUCCUCUCUGUGAAUACCUGAUUCUUUGAGGGCUCUGUUUCCAAACUAUUUCUCCAUCAGGGGAUGCACUUGUAUUAACAGGGUAUCUGCAUGAUCUCCUGUUCACCUGGAGACCCAUGUUUAUGACAGAGACAAAAAAAUUCAGUGCCAGUUCCUGAUGAAUAUGUGUGCUAGGUGGAAGCAGUGAAAGUACUGGAAUCAUAUUUUGCAUUCCCCCUGCAGAUAGUGGCCACUGGGAUCUGUAGGACGGAUGAUCAUGUACUGAAAGGCAUUUUCCCAAACAUAGAGUAUCCAGUUAUUGUGGGUCACGAAGGAGCUGGAAUUGUUGAAAGUAUUGGACCAGGAGUCACUUCUGUAAAGCCAGGUAAGGAUGGGGCAGAUCAGAAACUCAGAAGUGCCUGUGUAUUGGACACCACUAGGAUUUGCAAGCAUGGUGUAAAUAGCUUGACUACACAUCAGCCCCAGCAAUCAAGGCCCAAAAUGUUGUGGUGAUUUGGAGGUUCAAUCUGAAAUCAAGCUCCCCCCCACCCUUUUCUGUUUUCCUUUUGGUGUCCUCUACUGUGGGUUGGUGAAGGACCCUAUGUGAGAGGCAGGCAAGGAAAGAGCACCCAGGGUGGGAGGCGGGGGUGGGAUAAAGGGAAGCUCCCAGGUGAGAGCUGCGAGGGUCCGCUCCUUUUUGUGUGAGAUAAGGGUUAAGAGCUACCUUUGAGAGAUGACUUUGCAUUUUCUUUUCUUUCUUUUGUUCUUGUUUUCAUUUAUUGUAUUGUAUUAUGAAAAAGCUUCAAUUUAAAAAAAAAUAUGCUGGGGGGGGGGGGGAGAAGAGAUUGCAUAUGCUAAGGAUCCUUGCCCACCAUCAGAUUUCCUUUGGGCACUGAUGCCAACCCUGGAAAUACAUUUAUCCUUUUCCAACAUUCCUUGUUAAUAUCACUGUGUUUCUCACCCAAGAAAGCAAGCAAGUACACCCUGGCAGAAAUGCUUUGGCUUUAUUGGUUGACAAUAAAAGCUUCCUAAAGUGCAAAGGAGCCCUCUGUGUACUGGCUACAAAUAAAUCAGGAAAAGGGGGUUAGAUAAAAUCACUAUAUUUUUUUUAAAAAUGAUAUUUAUUAAGAAUUUUAAAAUUACAAAGAAAAAAGAAGGAAAAAACAAGAGAAAGAGAAAAAGAAAGAAAAAAGUAGAUAAAAGUAACAAUUAAACAAUACAAAUCAAUAAAAACCAAAGUCAAAAAGAAAAAACAAAACACACAAUACAUCAAAAUCAAAAAGCAAAAAUAAACAAAAAAAAUUAAAAACAAAUCCCAUAUUCCCAGAUCCUUAACUAUCAUUAACUUAUUUCAUCGACCUCCUCACACCUCCCUUUUUUGUAUUCUAGUUGUUAAUUAUCUCAGCAAAUCCUUUCCAUCUUUCACAAUAUUCUGUCAUUAAAUUACCUUAAUCUAUUUUAACCUUAUCUUCCCAUAAAAACCCUAAAACUUAAAACUUAAAUCUUAUUUAUACCAAAUUCUCUUAACCAUAACAUAUUCUUACAUAAUUCUUUUUAACAUUUCUGCUAAAGCCAAAUAAUUUCAUUCCAACAUUUUUCUAAUACUCAUUAAUUUUACAAUACUUUUCUAAAUAAAUUUUUAAAACUUUCUUCCAAUCUUCAUCCAUCGUCUCUUCUUCCUGGUCUCGGGUUUUGUCAGUCCUUUCUAUCCCAUCCAUCUAGUCCAUCAACCUGGUGACCUUAUAUCCGAGGCUCUUAAGUCUUUUCCAUGUCCCUUCCGCAGGUCUUCUUCAUGUUUAUACCUGUACCUUACUUUGUCUUCUGCUCCUUUCACUCGGGGAGACUCCAGCUUGACAAUAUUUUUGUCCCUUCUCGACAAGUCAGCCCCUUUUCCAUAGUCAACACUGAAAUCCAUGUGAUAUUUAAAGGCAUGUUUCAAGGUCCCUCCAAAGUUAAAGGCCCCCACAACUCCGAGCUCCCCCCGGCCCAAAGCCAGACUUGAAAGGUCAAAACAUCCCUGCUUAGGGGGGUCUAUCCAGCCCCCCAUCUCCAAGCCAAACUGGACUCCAUCUCUCCAAAUCUGACUUUUUCCAGGUUCGUUCGUCAAAUCCAACAACUCAUGUUCCUGCUGGGCCACAGCUCCCUCCAUCUCUGCCACCCGAGGUCCAGCAACAACCUCCUCCCUCAUCUGAUCUGUCAAAGCACAUUCCUGAAUUAAUUCCUGAGUGGGUUCUAUAUAGGUACCCACUGCCUGUCCAAAAUUUCCAAUCGCAACCGUCAUCAAAUCCAUCUUCUCAUGUAACUGUUCCAAAAAAGCACUUGUUUUGCAAAAGGCAAGCACCAGAGCCUCUGAGCACAUUCUUGUUCAAGGUCGAAGUCUGGUCCCACGAUCUUAAUCUAUUACAGCUGCAAAGCUCCCCAGUUCGACUUUAAUGCUCCCUCUAGGGGAAACAAUUUCUAUUUGUAUCCAUCUUUUUUUUUUUUUUAAAGCAGAUCUAGCAACAAAGUUUUCCUUUUUCGGAUAUUUUGUCAAUAUUUUGUUCCUUUUAAAUGUGAAGGGGAACAAUGGAAUCAAUAUGUUUCUCUUCUUUUAACUAUCUGUCAAAAACGUUUGUCCAUAGUCAAUGAACUUCCCCAAAGCGUCUGGUGUGACACCCCGCUCCCAGGUUCAAGACGGUGGGAAAUUGCCUUUCUUUACUCUCCCUUCUGCAGGUUUAAACAGUCUAAAAAAGGUUCCCCCCCUCUUCUCCUGCUUCCAAGGGGGGUUCAGUAAUUUUAAAUGAUGAAAAUUUGAUCCUUUACAGACGACUUUCUAAACUCUAGCUUGCCGUGUCUUUGCUUCAAUCUAUCUACAAAAGCGGAAGGCGGACUUCCUGUUUAGACCUUCCCGCUUCAGUGCCAAAUUAAAAAGUUUCUUAAUCCUAUUUUCCGUUCUACUCACGGGCAGUUGUUUAAAAUCCAAUUGUCCACAGGAAAAAGUCAGCGCUCUCCGGCAACAGCAAUGCGGCUUCACUCCGUGAAAGAAGCAAUCGAUUCAAAGCACCGCGCCACUCACCCCACGUCACUCCGGAUCCCCAAAACCGGGUUUCCCCGCAAGUAGGGGGGGCGCAAAGGUGCCAGCCGAAUCCCACGUCCACAGGCUUCUCCCGCCUGUGGUUUUUGAUGGGUCUCCCCAUCGCCGUGGCGGUUCAGACCCUGCUUUCCAUGGAGCGGAUUCCUCCCGAUCGGAGGAAAUCCGCCAUUGCCAGAGGCGCCAACCCGGAAGUCUCUAGCUAAAAUCACUAUAAAUUGUUGUGGCGAUUUGGAGGUUUAAUCUGAAAUCAAGCUGGAUUUGAGUUUCUGUGUGUUUCUGGUAACUUCUCUCCCUUACAUCAUGGAUGUUGGCUUACAUUAUGCAUGGAUGUUCUGUAUUUCAUUAAUACUAUUGCUACAAGUUUUUCAUGGCCUUUGAAUAGAACAAUAAGCCUAUGAACUUAAACUUUGUUCUUGUCCUUGUUGUUUUCCCACAAGGUGACAAAGUCAUUCCUCUUUGUAUUCCCCAGUGUGGAGAGUGUGGCUGCUGUUUAAGUCCUAAAGCUAACUGCUGCCUCAAGUCCCAGUAAGUUCAUCUGGCAUCUUCUAUUAAAGAUUUGUUUUUCUUAGUAAUAUGGAAAAUUAGUAUUUAGUCCAAUUUACGAUACAGACCAGUCUGAAUCUUCACAAACAGCCUCUGUGAACCUCUUCAAAAUUUGAUGCCAGAUAAGACCAGCAGGUUCACCUGCAAAGGGAAACAGAUCCACCACUUCCUAUGGACGAGCACAUUCUCCGAAUACACAGUUAUGCCUGAGGUUUCCAUUGUAAGAAUCGACAAUGAUGCUCCACUGGAUAAAGUCUGCCUCUUUGCCUGUGGGUUUUCUACUGGCUAUGGAGCCGCAGUCAAUUGUGCCAAGGUAAGAAUCAAUUCACAUUUCUGUUUCUCAAAUAAGUGAAACAAGAGUUUGCUUACUCCCUGCUGGAGAAGAGAGGCACCUUCAGAGAUCACUUUUCCAAAAAAAACCAGCUGAUGCUACUUGAACUUCCCUGCUCUCACUGGGUCAAGCCUCCCAACAGUACCUCUAAAAGGAAGCAGCAAAAGGCUGUUGUUUGGGUAAGUCAUUGUGUUUUGAUCUUACUUUCCAGGCAUUGUUAGUUCGCCAGCUUUACUCCCCAGAAGUCCCCUUUCCAGAGUUUCCCUCAAGCAAUCAGAGACUGUAUCUGUGUGAACCUAACCUCUUCUCCUCCCUUUUCAUGCCUCUUCUGGUUCUGAGAGAUAAGUGGGGAGGGAGCAUGUCACAGCAGGAGGGGGAGACACCCAUGACUCUUCACCAGCCUGAUUCAUCUCUGCCUCUUGGUGUAUCUCCAGUCACCUCCCAGCUUUAGCUUCUCCCUCUGAUUCUGGACUUCUCUGCGCAACAAACUUUCCCAGCUCACUAAACCCUGUUACUUCUUCAGCUUCCGACACCAUCUCUUCUCCCUGUGACCACUCAUCAUUGUCCCACCACCACACCCCAGGCUCUGAGUCUUCCUCUCUUUGUGAUUCUCCAGCUAAUUCCUCCCAACAUUCCUCUUCAUCCAACCAGUCCAUGACAUAUUUUGUAUCCCAUCUUUCCUUUCAGGAGCUCAAGGUGGCAUAUGCCCCAACUAGUUUAGGUCCUACAAUAUUCCCAGUGACUCACCCAAGGUGACCCAGUGAGCUUAAUGGCAGAAUGGAUAUCUGAACCGUGAUCUUCCAGGUCUUCUCUUCCAGUCUGCCAGUCUUCCUUCCUCCCAGAUCCUCAAUCCUGCUACAUCACUUGUGUUCUGGGAAGUCCCUAAUGCAGUUUUUAUCAAUUUGCAGGUUGAUCCAGGCUCUACCUGUGCCAUCUUUGGCUUGGGAGGUGUCGGUCUGUCAGUUGUCAUGGGCUGCAAAGUUGCUGGAGCAUCCAGGAUUAUUGGGAUUGACAUCAACAAAGAUAAAUUUACUAAGGCCAAAGAGUUAGGAGCCACAGAAUGCAUUGCUCCUCAAGAUUUCAAGAAGCCCAUGAAUGAGGUUCUGGUAGAGAUGACAGGUCUUGGCGUGGACUACGCAUUUGAAGUGAUUGGACGCACAGACAUUGUGGUAUGUUUUCUGUUUUGAUGCUAAUCACUUGGGCUCACAUCCCCAUUUUUUGGCUCUCCUGUUCAGCCUAAGGCUCACAUCUGUGAUCUCUCCUUAUAUAAGCAAUGCAGCUGCUUGGGACUAAGUAAAAGAUUUAGGUGGGAAAUUCUGAGGACAAAGAGAGGAUUCAUGGUUCAAGGCAAUAUGCUUCUGAAUUCUACUAGCUGGAAAAUGCAGGAGGAAAGAGCAUUGCUGUACUCUGGUCCUGUUUUGGGGCUUCCCACAGGCAUCUAGUUAGCCACUGUGAGAACAGGAUGCUGGACUAGUUGGACACUAGCCUGAUCCACCAGGCUAUUAUGUUCAUAUGCUUUUAUAUUGCAAUACCAUUUCCAUUUCUGACCUCGUUUUUCUGUGUAUCCCAAACAGGUCACUGCCCUUAAAUCCUGCCAUUUGGGCCAUGGCACCUGUGUGCUUGUUGGGGCACCUCCUGCAGGAUCACAGCUCUCCAUCGACCCAACUCUGCUCCUCACAGGAAAGAAAUUAAUAGGAUGCUUGCUUGGAGGUGUGGAUUGGUUAAAGUUGGUGAUAUAUGGCAGCUACUGCAUUAAUCCAUAGAACUGGAAUGGACAUUGAAGGUCACCGAGUCCAACCCCCUCCUCAGUGCAGGAUCUGCAGAGGGAUACAGCCACAUCAUCCCAGAUAGAUGGCCUUUCAGCUUCUGUUCAAAUACCUCCAGCCUAGGGAAGCCCAUCACCCACUGAGCCAAUCUGCUUCCCUAUACUAGGUAGUUUCUCCUAAUGUUUAGCUGAAAUCUGCUUCUCUGCAGCCACAGCAACCCUGAUAGAUGGCCCUCCAGCCUCUGCUUAAAUACCUCCAUCCCAUUGGCCUUUGAUUCCUAUUAAGCUUAUUUUCUUAACUUAUAAACAGGAGUUAUCCUCAUCUUCUAAAAAAAUUUAAUUUAUAGCUCACACAUCCCAACAUUUUAUGUUCUUUAAAAAUAAUAAGCAUCCAGCUUGCAUGCUGAUCCAAUGUUCUUUUAUUUCCCCCCACCCCAGGUUGGAAGUUAAAAGAUGCUCUCCCUCAACUGGUUUCUGAUUACAUGAAAAAGAAAUUUAAUACGGAUGCAUUAAUAAGUCACACGUUGCCCUUUGAGAAAAUUGCCGAAGGCUUUGAGCUUUUACAUACAGGAAAAAGGUAUGGGUUCUAUGUUUUAUUUUUUAGACUUUGCCCCUUCCUUCCUUUCAAUCAGUAGCAGAUAUAAUGGUGGAGUGGCAGCACUUGGCUGACCUCCCAAAAGCUGAGGGGUGAGGUGGAAGUUUGAGGAGGCUGGGAGGUCAGUGUGGUGAAAACACCCCAGUAGAGUCCAUUCAGUGUUCCUGCUGGUUCAUUUGCAUCAUGCCAACCUCCCAGCCAUAUCACUCCUCUUGAACUGGGGUCUCCCUGAUCUAAAUCCAACACAUUUAUCUCCAUGUCAGUCUUCAAGUCAAAAGAAAUUGCCACAUCUCACAUGGCGGGGGGAGAGUGAAAGGUGAAAAUGUUCAUGUUCCUUUUUACAUGCUUUGGAAACGUCAGAAUUUGACUUUCAUCAAAGCAAUCUAAAAUGCCUCAGAUGACAGUAUACAGACUGUUAAGAGCUAUAAGCAGAGCCAGCCCUGACAUUAGUCAGAGUGAGAUGGCUGCUUCAGGUGGCAGAUGCCAGGAGAUGCACAGCACUGGGAAGAUGCUGGAGGACAGAAAUUUUUGGUGCAAUGUGAACAGACCUACAUCCCCUGGACUAGCCUGUUGUCCUUAGGCACAAUGAUGGAUGCAGUUGCAUCAUCUGUGUCAGAAUAGGAUUCAGUAGCCAGUCUGGUCAGCUUCUGAACAUGGAAUGGGAGGGAGGCGCUACCAUCUUGUCCUCUGACUCAGGCCAAAAAAUGUCUUGGGCCAGCCCUAGCUAUAAAGUAUUCAAGCAGAGUCAAGGCUGUUGCUAUGAUAUUUCCUGAUGUCUACUGAAUUUUGCUAGGGUGCUUUCUCAUAGUUAUAUUAAUGUUUUCCCUUUUCUCUUUCAGUAUUCGCUGUGUUUUGUUGUUUUAAACCUCCAGAAGCAUCUAGCAAGAGGGGCCACAGCUGAAUACAGCUUGCCAUCCUGCAGAUCAUUUGCAUCCCUCCCCAAAUUCAACUGAGCUUUUAUUGAAAUGGUUGAGGGUUUACAACCAGUAAGAGUUGAGAAGCAAAUGUAGGGGAAACAUGUAACCCUUAUAUCCGUUAUUGUAGCCCUGCAAAUGCAGGGUGCAGGUGCUUUUAAGAUGUUGCUGGAGCCCUCUGGUGUCCAGCUAGGAACUUUCCAACCAGUUCACCAUCACCUGUUGCAAUGAGCCAUUGUGAACACACUACACAUUUAAAACACUAUCACACCGCGUUAACAAUCACGACUCACAGAGCUACAAUUCCAAGACCCCUUAACAAACUAGAGUUCCCAGGAUUUUUUGGGGAGAAACAAUGUGCUUUGUGUGUGCUUUAAAUAUACAGUUUGCUUGUGACCUUGACCCUUUCUGCAUGAUCAGGGUUCCCAUUCACAGCAGCCUAUGCACUUAUAAUACCCUUUAGACCUUUCACUCAGUACUGGACUAACAAAUUCUCUGACUAGGGCUACGGAGGAUAAUAACUAAAUGAAACCUCCAGAUUUAGGGUGAGUAUAUCCCUAUAAAUAACACCAUAUCGCUCCAAAUAUAACCCACCCCUGAAUACAGCCUAUAACAGAUCAAUACCAUAAUUGAUGAAGAGCCCCAACAAGAGAGGCCCAAUGCUUGUGCAUCUCCCAGAAGCAUCUGGUUAGCUGUUGUGUGAAACAGGACAUUGGACUAGAUCAGCCUUUCUCAACCUGUGGGUCCCCAGAUAUUGUUGAACUACAACUCCCAUCACCCCUAGCUAGCAAGGCCAGAGCUCAGUGAUGAUGGGAGUUGUAGCCCAACAACAUCUGGGGACCCACAGGUUGAGAACUGCUGAACUAGAUGGACCCUCGGUCUGAUCCAACAGGGAUAUGAUCCUAGAUUCUUAUGUUGGACCUUUUGUCCCUGCGGGUGGGUCGUUAUUACAAUGUGACCCUUUGACAAGACAUUUCCUUGGCACAAUUGACAAUGCUUCUUUCUCAUCUCAGUGGGACUCAUUACAUCUGGGACGGGCUAGGUAUGCAUGAGUGGUGAUAACACUAUUAGCUGACUUAGAGAGCAAGAAGAACCACCUUGUUCCUUUCCUGAACAGCUGAUAGGUACUAUCCUUGUUUUUUUCCAGCAAGGCCUAUAUGAACACCAUCCUGGCUGGUCGAUUAGACUAGGAACUCUGUAGGCAGCACCCAAUCGCACGUUCAUUUCCUCAGACAUCUUAGGAUAUAUGGGUGCCCCAGAGCAGGCUUUUAAAAUGUUCCCCAAGAGCUCAACAGAAAGCAAACAAGCAGCAAUAGUUUAGCUGUAGAGAGUCCAUCGCUUGCAAGCCAAAAGAGCGAGGCCUCUCCAUUGGCACUGACUGCAACUUUCUGUGCAGUGGCUCCCACUCUUGAGGAGAUAGGCCAGUUUGUAAAUCGAGUAGAGGCUCAAAAGAAACUUCAGAGGAAACUUGCCUGCAUGUAAAUUCCUUCUUUGCAUCACAGGCAUGAUCUGCUAAUUGUAUAAUGUGCUUUUUCUUUUAGAACGAGUAGCAACAGCAGUAACAGCACUUGCUAGUGAAGAGUGGGGGGGCAUGCAGCGCCUUCCAGAUGUUGUUGGGUGUCUGUUCCUAGCAUAGCCAGGGGUCAAGGAUGAUGGGAAUUGUAGUCCAAUAACAUCUGGAGAAGAUGUGGCUGAAGCUGUCAGUUUGGAAAAAAGGGAAAACUCAAAAGAGAAACUCACUUUUAAAUUGAAUUCCACACAUCUCUGCAGCAAUUCGCCGUUUUAUAAAAAGUACUCAUGAAAAUUCAUCAGCAUUUUAGUGUGUGUUCCUCCUAAUAUACUCAUUUUUGUAUAUAGUUUUUGACUAAUACAUGCAUUUCUUCAAGUAUAUUCUCCUAAUAUAUGCAUUUUAGUGCACAUUGCUUGGUUGGAGAACUACAUCGCAAAAUUCAGAUACGUGGGAAUUUCAAAGGAUAAUUGUCUUUUCCUUCGAAAAGUAUGAAGGAAGCAGCUUCUCAUUGAAAUGCAAACCAAUUCAGAUUUCUUCCCCAUCCCUAAUCUGCAGAGUAUAGCUACUUACACUAUGGAAACUAUUUCCUUUUUGUUACUAACUUUACUAACUGGCUUUAAUAGCCAAAAAAGGACAUAUAUAGCUGAAUAAACAGACCUUUACAACCACCCAUUUCUGAUGUCUCCUUUAGUGGCUUGGGUAUAUAUUUAGCUGUGUAACUUGUUAACAAGCUCAGAGCUGAAACUUGAUCUUCACUAACUAUAAGCCAGCUGUAUGGCUGAUUUUUAGUUUACGUCACUGGCCUGUGGAUAUUAUUUACUCUGUAGCUCCUGAUAUAUUCAGCCCUGAAACAUAAUAUUAUCCAUAGCCAGAUAUUUUUCAAAUACUCUUUUAAGAGGCAAGUAAAACAGCCACUGUUUGGGAGUUUAAAGCUUUUAAUUGAG
Messenger RNA from Podarcis lilfordi (Lilford's wall lizard), 16483 nucleotides. Lineage: Eukaryota; Metazoa; Chordata; Lepidosauria; Squamata; Lacertidae. The record is from the annotation of a GenBank genome assembly.